This is a messenger RNA of Protobothrops mucrosquamatus (brown spotted pit viper), 699 nucleotides long. RefSeq names its product MAX dimerization protein 1 (gene MXD1). The transcript has 6 exons. Bases 16 to 699 code for a protein of 227 amino acids. NCBI's taxonomy places the organism in Eukaryota, Metazoa, Chordata, Lepidosauria, Squamata, Viperidae. Gene Ontology annotation, molecular function: RNA polymerase II cis-regulatory region sequence-specific DNA binding; DNA-binding transcription factor activity, RNA polymerase II-specific; protein dimerization activity. Gene Ontology annotation, biological process: negative regulation of transcription by RNA polymerase II. The record is from RefSeq and is a predicted model, not a curated record.
GACGCGGGGCGCAAAAUGGCGGGUGCCGCGCAGGUGUGCGAGAACAUCCAGAUGCUGCUGGAGGCGGCCGAGUUCCUGGAGCGCCGCGAGCGAGAAGCCGAGCACGGCUACGCUUCCCUGCUGCCCUACAGCGCGAAGGAGAGGGAGGCCUCGAAGAGGAGGAGCAGGCCCAAGAAAGGCGGCGGCGGCGGCGGCAGCAGAUCAACACAUAAUGAAAUGGAGAAGAAUAGGCGUGCUCAUCUACGAUUGUGUCUGGAGAAGCUUAAAGGGCUGGUGCCUCUUGGGCCAGAAUCCAGUAGACAUACUACAUUGAGUUUACUAACAAAAGCUAAAUUGCACAUAAAGAAACUUGAAGAUUAUGACAGAAAAGCAAUACACCAAAUAGAUCAGUUGCAACGAGAGCAGCGGCAUCUGAAAAGGCAGCUGGAGAAACUGGGUAUUGAGCGUAUACGAAUGGACAGUAUAGGGUCAACAGUUUCUUCCGAACGGUCAGAUUCAGACAGAGAAGAAAUUGAUGUGGACGUGGAAAGCACAGACUAUCUCACAGGGGACCUCGACUGGAGCAGCAGCAGCAGCAGCCCCAGUGAUUCAGACGAGAGGGGCAGCUUGCAAAGCAUCUGCAGUGAUGAGGGUUAUUCAAGCGCCGGCAUUAAGAGAAUAAAGCUGCAGAACCAUCUUAAGGCCUGCCUCAGCCUAUAA